UACAACGUGACGGAAACUCCAAGCAACAGUUCACCGAGAUCAACAUUUCGUUAUGUGUUCAAUUAGUUGCGGUUAUCGAUUUACCAGAAUCCGUCUAGAUGAGCUUUUAUUUUCGUACCGAAGAUAUGUUAAUAAACAGACCCUGCUCCUCGCAGGCCCGCUAAAAAUGUCACCCCGAUCUCGAUACCGCUGGCAACGAAAUGACACGGACGUAGGAAAGAAACAGACGGAGAGACAGACACGCGAAGGCAAUCUGUAUCUACAGAGCGAUAUCAGGUAUUAGUAUUAGUUGAAGGUUAACCAAUAACUUCAGCGAGCGCCAGGCGAGAGCGAGGCACAGUCAGGUAACGAUUUCCUGACCGAGUGGACGUUGUCGGUUUUAACGUAACGUCGUGCAAGCGGAAAGUAAUGGGACGUGCGAACGCCGGGAGAUAGACUCAUCUGCCCACUAGCUUGACGUAUCCGACUGUCUUGAAGUUGUUACGCUGAGGAAGCGUAAUGCGAUUGUGACACGACGGCUCAUCCUAUCGAUCAUUUUUCAAAUCGAGAAAUCAAUUAACAAAAAAUCAUCAUGGAUGGAAAGGCAAAAACAGAAAGGAAAGAGAAUCCCAGAGAAGGAGCGAAUCCUCUCAGUAUUCUAACAUUUGCAUUUACAUUGCCCACAUUUUGGACUGGUUAUCGCAAAGACUUGGAAGUAACUGAUUUGUACAAACCUCUGAAGGAACAUAGCAGCAGCUAUUUAGGUACAAAGAUAUCGAGAAUAUGGCAAAAGGAAUGCGAACAAAAUUUAUCGAACGAAGGGAAGGAUAGCGAUGAUAGAAAACACUCUGGGAAAAAGAAGUUAAAACAGCCUAGCUUAGUAAAGGUCCUUAUGAAAUGUUUUGGAGUUCAGUUAAUAUUGUACGGACUAAUUUUAGCUGUUUCGGAUAUUGUGUUUAGAUUGUCACAACCCUUGUUUCUUGGUCUUUUGGUUCGUUACUACGAUAAGACGAAACUUGAGUCUAUGCCAUUGCAUACUGUAAUGACCAGAUUGUACAAUUCUUCCAAUUCGCAAGUCCGUGAAAUCGACGAAACGAUGAAACCGAUACUGCAGCCAAUAUUGAUUGGUCGACUUUUACAAUAUUACAGUAACAUUCCCGUAAUGACAAAAGAAGAUGCCUAUUUAUACGCAGGUGGUGUCGUAUUGUGUUCAGGAUUCUUGAUAUUUAUUACUCAUCCAUACAUGUUGGGAAUUCUUCACAUUGGAAUGAAGAUGCGUGUAGCUUGUUGCACGUUGAUUUAUAGAAAAGUGUUGAGACUGUCAAGAACUGCCUUGGGUGAAACAACAAUAGGACAAGCAGUGAAUCUCUUAUCAAACGAUGUGAACAGAUUUGAUGUAGCACUUAUGCAAGUACAUUAUCUAUGGAUCGGACCGCUUGAAACUUUGAUCAUUACAUAUUUAAUGUACAAUGAGGUUGAACUAUCUGCCUUUGUCGGAAUUGUGAUAAUCCUCUUGUUUAUUCCUUUACAGGGAUAUUUGGGUAAAAAGUCUUCGCAAUUCAGGUUGAAAACUGCCCUUAGAACAGAUGAAAGAGUACGAUUAACCAAUGAAAUUAUUACCGGUAUUCAAGCAAUCAAAAUGUACACCUGGGAGAAACCGUUUAGUCAAUUGAUCGAAAGAGCAAGGAGGAGAGAAAUCAAUGUUCUACGAGCUAUGUCUUUAAUCAGAGGUGUCACCAUGUCUUUCAUUUUAUUCACGACGAGGAUGUCACUUUUCGCUACCAUAGUAGCUUACAUAAUGUUAGGAAAUAGAAUAACUGCCGAUAAAGUGUUCAUGUUGCAAGCAUUUUAUAAUAUUUUACGAUUGAAUAUGACCGUGUUUUUUCCACAAGGAAUAACGCAACUAGCUGAAUUGAUGGUCUCUGUGAAACGUUUGCAAAAAUUUAUGUUGUACGAAGAAAUCAACAAAACGAGCGAAAAAACGGGAUCCACGAGGAAAGAAUCAAAUGUUGGCAGGAAUAAAAAUGACGUGAACAACAUAGAAAAUGAUACGAGUGAUAAAAAACGUGAAACGGCCAAUUAUCAAGGAGAACACAUUAUAUCGUUAAAGAACGCCAACGCCAAAUGGUUUUCCUCUGAGCAGGAAGAUACGUUAAAAAAUAUGAACAUCAACGUGAAACCAGGCGAACUAGUCGCCGUUGUUGGCCACGUUGGAUCUGGCAAAAGUAGUUUACUUAAUGUAUUAUUGAAAGAAUUACCUGUAAACUCAGGUACCGUGGAGAUUAAUGGAAAGAUAACGUACGCUAGUCAAGAGCCGUGGUUAUUUGCUGGUGCUGUUCGACAAAAUAUCCUAUUCGGUCGGAAGCUAAAUCAAUUUCGGUACGAUCGUGUAGUUAAAGCUUGCCAGUUGAGACGAGACUUCAGUUUGUUGCCGUACGGCGACAAAACGAUUGUCGGCGAACGAGGUAUUAGUUUGUCAGGUGGGCAACGUGCCAGAAUCAAUUUGGCAAGAGCAGUUUAUACGGAAAGCGACAUUUACUUGUUGGACGAUCCGUUAAGCGCCGUGGACGCGCACGUGGGCAAGCAUAUGUUCGAGGAGUGCAUUGUGAAGUAUUUGAGGGGAAAGACCAGAAUUCUCGUCACACAUCAGUUGCAGUAUCUGCCAAAUGUCGAUAGGAUAAUCGUGUUCAAGGAUGGGAAAGUCGAGGCUGACGGUUCUUACAACGAGCUGGUCGCGAAGGGAAUGGACUUUGGAAGAUUGUUGGAAAACGAUCCCGACGAAGAAGACGAGCGAACACAGUCUGGCCCUCCCAGCAGGUCUAAUUCUCGAAACGGUAGUAGCACGUCGUUGAGCUCUAUGAGGAGUAACAUGACCGAGAGGACAGAGCCGGUUGAAGUAGCCGAGACGCGUUCAAAGGGCACAAUUUCCGGCAAAGUGUAUGGAGGAUAUUUCCACGCAGGCGGAAAUUGGUGCGUCAUAGCCACGGUUGUUUUGCUUUGCGUGUUGGCGCAGAUGUUUGCUACCUUAAGCGAUUUCUUCAUCUCUCAGUGGGUCAACAUGGAAGAGAAAUAUGUGAACGAGACGGAUAUCGAUUCAAAGUGGGACGAGCCGAUAAGCCGCAAUGCUUGCAUGUACGUGUAUACCGGCUUGAUCGUUUCCACGAUCGUCGUUACUCUAACACGUUCCGUCUCAUUCUUUACGACGUGUAUGAAAGCGUCCACCAGAUUACACGAUCGCAUGUUCCGAUGUAUAAGUCGAGCAACGAUGAGAUUCUUCAAUACCAACACGUCCGGUCGAAUUCUCAAUAGAUUCUCGAAAGAUAUGGGUGCCAUCGACGAAUUGUUACCGAUAGCUCUGAUCGAUUGCUUCCAAAUCGGCUUGUCUCUUCUUGCCAUCAUAGUGGUCGUUGCAAUAGCCAACUAUUGGCUGUUAAUACCCACCGUGGUCAUCGGAGUGAUCUUUUUCUAUCUCCGUAUUUUCUAUCUGGCAACUAGUCGCAGCGUCAAACGAUUGGAAGGAGUUACUCGAUCACCGGUGUUCGCACACCUGAACGCAACUUUGCAAGGGCUGCCAACUGUACGUGCCUUCGAAGCGGAAGAGAUACUAACGAAGGAAUUCGAUCAACACCAAGACUUGCACUCGUCGGCGUGGUUCAUAUUCAUCUCAUGUUCGAGGGCGUUCGGAUUCUGGCUGGAUUUCUUUUGCGUCAUCUACAUCAUGUUGGUCACGUUGAGCUUUUUGGUGAUCAAUGACGAUGCGAAGGGUGGUAACGUCGGAUUGGCUAUAACGCAAAGUAUCGGGUUAACCGGCAUGUUCCAAUGGGGCAUGCGGCAGAGUACCGAGAUGGAAAAUCAAAUGACCUCGGUGGAACGUGUGCUGGAGUACAGCAAAGUGGAGAGCGAACCACCGCUCGAAAGCAAGCCAGAUAAAAAGCCCAAGGAUAGUUGGCCCGAGGAGGGUAAAAUUGAGUUUAAGAACGUAGUGAUGAGAUACGCCCCGGACGAGCCUCCGGUGUUGAAAAAUCUCAACCUGGUGAUUUAUCCGCAAGAGAAGAUCGGCAUCGUCGGGCGAACAGGCGCCGGAAAGUCGUCCUUGAUCUCGGCCCUGUUCCGCUUCGCGUAUCUCGACGGUGUCGUAGAAAUCGAUGGUGUGAGAGUCAACGAGAUCGGGCUUCACGACUUACGCUCGAAAAUCAGUAUAAUCCCUCAGGAACCUUUCCUGUUUUCUGGUACGUUGAGAAAGAAUCUAGAUCCCUUCGACAACUACAGCGACCACCUGCUGUGGCAAGCGUUGGAGGAAGUCGAACUGAAGGAGAUGGGGCUGGAGGCUCACGUCAACGAGGGUGGCUCCAAUCUGAGUGUCGGCCAACGUCAGCUCGUCUGCCUGGCACGCGCAAUCAUCAAAAACAAUCGGAUCCUCAUUCUCGACGAAGCUACCGCGAACGUCGAUCCGCAGACCGACGAGCUCAUUCAGAAAACCAUCCGCACGAAAUUCGCCAAGUGCACGGUGUUGACCAUCGCGCAUCGUCUCAACACCGUGAUGGACAGCGAUCGAGUUUUGGUGAUGGACGCCGGUAACGCUGUGGAAUUUGAUGCUCCGUACGCCUUGAUCGAAAGAAACGGAUAUUUCAAGAGUAUGAUAAACGAGACCGGGCAGUCAAUGGCAGAGGCUCUGAAGCAAAUCGCUCGUGAAAGCUACGAGAAUCGCACGUCGACGACGCUUUGAAACUCCGAAUGAAACCACCCUCCCUCUCUUGUUUACUGGAUAGAAACGAUUAUACUUUGUACGAUUAUAGCAAUCGGCGGGGUAUUAGUCUUGAAGCAUACGCCAUUUCUCACCGGACCUCACGCUCAUCGAUACAGUAUUAUUAUUACUAGUAGAUUUUUAUAAACCUGUGACACUUUCCUAUCUCGAUUGCCUUAAAGAAGAAACCGUGACGAGACUUGAAAGUACUUAAACUUAAACACAACGUGAUACGAUGCUAUUUUUGUAUGUACAAUUAGGAACUAAAGUUUUACCUCACUGUUGCGAUUUUUCUCUUGUUACUGUACGUUGGUGCUACGAUAGUACAAAAGAGCUAUUCUCGCGUCAAAGGGACAGAUGUCUGUUCGAUUUUUUUUUUUUUUUUUUUGUAACGUGCUAUGUUGAAACAGUCUUUUUGACGUUUGAAAGUUUGAAAAGUUUUCCUUCCACGUGAUAAUCAUUUCGCGUACGAGAUACGUCGAGUUCGCACGACGAAACACAAGCGAGAGAAACACACGCGUCUUUGUUAAUCGAAACAAACAGUUUUCCAAUUUUCUGCUGUGUGCAAUUCUUUCUAGAUUCAAGAUUCUAAAACAUUCGUACACUUCGGGUUAAAGUGUCGUUUGCCGUACAAGUCAAUAUGAUUGUACUUUUAGGUGAAAUCAAUUUGCUUUAUGUACAAGUGGUUAUAUAAUUUAAUUAUAUUAUAAAUGAAAAAUAUAAAUGCA
Frieseomelitta varia is the source of this 5451-nucleotide messenger RNA. RefSeq names its product probable multidrug resistance-associated protein lethal(2)03659. The transcript is spliced from 17 exons. Gene Ontology annotation, cellular component: membrane. Gene Ontology annotation, molecular function: ABC-type transporter activity; ATP binding; ATP hydrolysis activity. The record is from RefSeq and is a predicted model, not a curated record. Bases 572 to 4705 code for a protein of 1377 amino acids. Gene Ontology annotation, biological process: transmembrane transport. Lineage: Eukaryota; Metazoa; Arthropoda; Insecta; Hymenoptera; Apidae.